Stylophora pistillata is the source of this 408-nucleotide messenger RNA. RefSeq lists its product as uncharacterized. The record is from RefSeq and is a predicted model, not a curated record. NCBI's taxonomy places the organism in Eukaryota, Metazoa, Cnidaria, Anthozoa, Scleractinia, Pocilloporidae.
GCCUUCGGUCUGAAGUGUUACAAAUGUACAAGCACUAAAUCUUGGGAAGAUUGCGAUGAUAAAAAGUCAAGCGAGGUGACAUGCACCGGAAAUGACGUCACCUGCUAUAAAGUUCACUACUCCACUGCAGAUAAAACCAUCCAGCAGUUUGCAAAGUCCUGUGGACCUACAACCUAUUGCACAAAAACUUCAAAUCCCGUUUGCAAAGUCCAUCUCGGUGCUUCAGAUUGUGAUAUAGAUUGCUGUGAAGAAGACAUGUGCAACGCAGCCUCAUUGGCUGGAGUGGGUGGCCUUGUGGUGCUAUCAUGCGUUCUCGUGGCAGCGCUGUGCAGUUAGAGACAAGGAAACCUCCCUGAAUUUACUCUCUAUAAAUGCUAAUGUUAAAAAUCUUGAUCUGUGUGAAACAAA